AAGGUAAUGAGCCAGCGUGGAGUCUGCCUGGCUGACCAGCACACUGCCAGUAAAGAGCCGAAAACAAAUGGAGAGGACUGGGGCCUGCGUCUUACUAGAUACACCGAAUUUUGUGCAUUAGCUUAUCAGUUCUCUGCAUAGAUGUUGAACGGAGGUUCAGGUAUUAAAUAAAAUAUGCUGUUGUCAAUAGGAAUGCUGAUGUUGUCUGCCACUCAGAUAUACACUAUUUUGACUGUUCAGUUAUUUGCUUUCCUGAAUCUUUUACCUGUGGAGGCAGAUAUUUUAGCAUAUAACCUUGAAAAUGGAACCCAGACCUUUGAUGAUCUACCUGCUAGGUUUGGCUACAGACUGCCAGCAGAAGGCUUGAAGGGAUUCUUAAUAAAUUCAAAACCAGAGAAUGCAUGUGAGCCUAUAGCCCCACCUCCCCUGAAGGACAACUCCUCUGGUGCUUUUAUUGUGUUAAUUCGAAGGCUUGAGUGCAACUUUGAUGUCAAGGUUUUAAAUGCACAGAAAGCUGGAUACAAGGCAGCUAUAGUUCACAAUGUUGAUUCUGAUGACCUCAUUAGCAUGGGAUCCAACGACAUUGAGGUUUUGAAGAAGAUUGACAUUCCUUCUGUCUUCAUUGGCGAGACAUCAGCUAAUUCUCUUAAAGAGGAGUUCACUUACGAAAAGGGUGGCCAUGUUGUGUUAAUUCCAGAGUUCAGUCUUCCUUUGGAGUACUACUUAAUCCCUUUCCUAAUAAUAGUAGGGAUUUGUCUUAUUCUCAUCGUCAUAUUUAUGAUCACAAAAUUUGUGCAAGACAGACACAGAGCAAGGAGGAAUCGGCUCAGGAAGGAUCAGCUUAAGAAACUUCCUGUACAUAAAUUUAAGAAAGGAGAUGAAUAUGAUGUAUGUGCCAUUUGUCUGGAUGAGUAUGAGGAUGGAGACAAGCUCAGAAUCCUUCCAUGUUCUCAUGCCUAUCACUGCAAGUGUGUGGACCCGUGGCUGACAAAAACAAAAAAAACCUGUCCUGUGUGUAAGCAGAAAGUGGUCCCUUCUCAGGGGGACUCUGACUCUGAAACAGACAGUAGCCAAGAAGAGAACGAAGUAUCUGAGAAUACUCCCUUACUUAGGCCAUUAGCCUCAGUUAGCACACAGUCCUUUGGGGCUUUGUCAGAGUCUCACUCCCAUCAGAACAUGACAGAGUCCUCAGAGUAUGAGGAGGAUGACAAUGACAAUGACAACAUUGAUAGCAGUGAUGCAGAGAACGGAGUGAACGAAGAAAGCGUAGUGGUUCAGCUACAGCCCAGUGAGGAAAGGGAGUACAGAGUGGCAAACACUGUUUGAGGCUACUAGUGGUGAAUAGUGUAUGAACAAAAGAGUUCCUAAGGCUAUACUUUACACACCUUUAUGUAGGGAAUAUAUUUUAAUCUGUAAUCCAUUUGGUUUCUUCAGUAGGAGCAGCAGUUCAUGUAGUAGUACUGUGGUUAAAUCGUUACAGAUAGUUUGAUCUUGAUUCAGGUAUCCAGUUCACAUGUUCUGUCUUCUCAAAAUGACCAGUUUAACUGGACUUCACAAUGCUAGGAAAUAAUGUUAAUAGUUUAUAUCAAUAGAAAUGUCACAGACUCUAAAUGUAUGUUGUUGAGAUGGGAUUUAUCUGGAAGUUAUUUUUUUCCAUUUUGUAGCUACAACUGGGUCAUACUGAUAGCAAUAUUUAUUACAUGUAUGGUAUGUGUUACCCCCCUUCAGCCCAACAAAAAUGUAUUUGCAUGUUUGUGUAGGCUUUUCCUAAAAACUGUCACCACUUCUGAAAGAAAAAUAUAGAACAGAUCAAUAUUCUAUAUGUUGGUAGAUCAAAAAAAGGCAGAGGAAAUUCCACUUCUAUCUCAAAGCAGUGAUUCCAAAUAAUCCUGUGGAGUUUGCCACAGGAGCUGAGUUUAAGCAGUUCCAUUGUGCAGUUUCUAGGAUAAGGAUACUUAGAAUAUCUGUUCAGUUUUGAGCAAUCCACAGGUAAGAUCCACCAUCAGCACAGGACUUGUCCCUGCUUGCUGCUGCAAUGCAGUCUGGUUGAUGUGGGAGGGGGGUGUGACCAAAACAGAGGUUUUGUUCCACAUAAGAAAUAAUUGUAGGUAAGUAUUCUAUUGAUCCUCAACUCAUAUACCUCUUACUAAAGAGCAUUCUAUGCUGCAUUAGUCUGCUAAACUAUGUAUAUAGAAAAAACCUGUUCUUUUCAAAUACCUGAUUUGAAAACAAGUGCUUCUAACUGUUUAACAGGACUCAGUACUUACCAGUGUAUCAUCAUGUAAUACCUCUGUAACUAUGUAGAAAGGAUAAACAUAAUGUAUAAUCAAAGUGCAGAGAUUUUUUUUAUAUGGCCUUGGAUAAGGAUAGCUUGAAAGAAUGUUAAUAAACAUGUUUUCCACUGUAA
Messenger RNA from Apus apus (common swift), 2407 nucleotides. RefSeq names its product ring finger protein 13 (gene RNF13). The record is from RefSeq and is a predicted model, not a curated record. Gene Ontology annotation, molecular function: ubiquitin protein ligase activity. NCBI's taxonomy places the organism in Eukaryota, Metazoa, Chordata, Aves, Apodiformes, Apodidae. Gene Ontology annotation, cellular component: cytoplasm; nucleoplasm. Bases 175 to 1326 code for a protein of 383 amino acids. Gene Ontology annotation, biological process: protein ubiquitination; positive regulation of DNA-templated transcription; ubiquitin-dependent protein catabolic process. The transcript has 10 exons.